AAGUUAGAUUUCCAUCUGGCACUCGCACUAAUAUCAAUCCAUCCAGAGGAAAUGGAAGGUGGGUGGUGUCCUUCGGCUUGGCGACAUUACACUUGAAAGAACCCCGGAUUUCCUUUGCAACGAAGUUUUAGCGCGGGAAGCAAGACAGUUUAUCUCCUUGUGUACAUAAUUACCCCCCACGCCCAAAACUUACCAGAAGGAUCACAACUCACACGCCCAAAAAUGGCAUCUCAAAACCCUAAUCAAAAUUCGUCCCUCUACCCACAAAUUAUCCAAUCAAAACCCGACCCUCUAUUCACCUCCUCCUCCCCAUCUCCAUCCUCAAAUCUCUACCCCAAAAUUGAUCCAGAAGACCUCGUCGAAAACCUUUUUCCUGUACAUGAUCAUUCACAACACGAAUAUCCACGCGCGCAGUCACACGCUCAAGCGCCACCCUCCGCCCCACCGGAGGUUGUUGAGGAAGUCUUGAUAAAGAUCGCAGGUGCUGUUGUUAAUCUAAUUGAUAAAAACUAUAGUGUAGAACUCGCUUCCGGCGAUCUUCACAUCGUUAGGCUUAGUCAGGGAAAUAAUGCUGUGGCUGUUCUGGCCCGUGUUGCUGAUGAGAUCCAAUGGCCAUUGGCUAAGGAUGAGGCUGCUGUUAAGCUUGAUGAUUCUCAUUACUUUUUCUCCCUUAGAUUUCCUAAUGAGAAUUACUCGUCAGAUUCGAGCGACGAGGAGGAUGACAAGAGGGAGAAAAGGGUUGAUGGGGAGAAUAUAUUGAAUUAUGGAUUGACGAUUGCGUCGAAAGGGCAAGAGAGAUUGUUGUUGGAGUUUGAUCAGAUCUUGGGGAGUUAUAGUUGUUUUUCGGUGCAGAAAGUAUCGGAGAAUGCUAAGGAAUUGUUGGGUGGAAAUGUGGCCAAGGAUACUUCGCCGAUGGAUAUGAAGUUAGGAGGGGAGAAGAAGGAGAUUAUGGAGGGGAAAUGUGCUGCCUAUUGGACUACAUUGGCUCCUAAUGUGGAGGAUUAUAGUGGGACUGCUGGUAAGUUGAUUGCUGCGGGGUCAGGGCAGCUGAUUAAGGGGAUUUUGUGGUGUGGUGAUGUAACUAUGGAUAGGUUGAAGUGGGGGAAUGAGGUUAUGAAGAAGAGGAUGGACCCGAAGGAGAAAUCAGAGAUUAGUCCUGCUACUUUGAAGAGGAUCAAAAGGGCUAAGAGGAUGACAAAAAUGACCGAGAAAGUAGCAAAUGGGCUUCUCUGUGGGGUGCUGAAAGUAUCUGGAUUUUUCACAAGUUCGCUUGUGAACUCAAAAGUUGGCAAGAAAUUCUUUGGCCUUCUUCCAGGGGAAAUUGUCCUUGCAUCCUUUGAUGGAUUUAACAAGGUGUGCGAUGCUCUUGAAGUAGCUGGACGAAAUGUGAUGUCAACAUCGUCUACUGUGACAACUGAACUUGUCUCCCACAGGUAUGGUGAAGAAGCAGCCAAAGCUACAAAUGAAGGGCUUGGUGCUACAGGGCAUGCAAUUGGGACUGCAUGGGCUGCAUUCAAAAUCCGAAAGGCAUUUAAUCCAAAAAGUGUACUGAAGCCCAGUUCACUGGCCAAGUCUGCUGCUAAAGCUGCCGCCGCCGAGAAGAAGGCAAAAAAUUCCAAGUGACUGGGAUGCUCCAGUCUCCACUUUUACCUACUGUUAAGAUGAGACAUUAAAUAGAAAUGUUGUUUGUCUGUAGCUGGAUUUAUAUAGUAAUUUUAUAUAAUUUAUGUAACAAUUCAUAGCAAACAUGAUGUGAAAUACUAAACUUGAACAUGCAGCGCUGGCUUUUCUAAUGUAGCUCCUUUCCUGAAUGGGUUCUCA
Populus euphratica (Euphrates poplar) is the source of this 1821-nucleotide messenger RNA. RefSeq lists its product as uncharacterized. The transcript is spliced from 4 exons. Lineage: Eukaryota; Viridiplantae; Streptophyta; Magnoliopsida; Malpighiales; Salicaceae. Bases 223 to 1623 code for a protein of 466 amino acids. Gene Ontology annotation, cellular component: plasma membrane. The record is from RefSeq and is a predicted model, not a curated record.